GCUGGCAAUGUGUCCUGCACAUCACAGUUGCAACAUUAUUUGAUAUUGCAUGGGGAAAUGUUUGACUUGUGACUAACAUUGUGAUUCAUAGUUGUGAUUUAUCGAUCAUGAAUGUUUUGUAAAUACUGGACAAUGUUCAAAAACACUCGGGGAGGUUUCCCUGUUAUAAUCUCAUAGGGAACACAGAAUAGUAACUUCCAGUUCAAACAAUACAUUUGAAUCAUCGCAUGAUAUGCUAGCCUAUGUGUUGACUGCGUGAUGCAGUUAGGUUAGGUAGUGUGUGUGCGCGUGUUAGCGCUCUCUUUGUUGACUUGCUCUGGCUUAUGCGUUCUCUGGCGCUUGCCCUACUCCAUUCGCCGAAACAGCGAAAACAUUUUCGGGAGGAAUAAACUUUUCUAACGGAGCUGAUCCUUACAGCCCGAGAGGCAGUAGUCCCAGGCCUACUUCAACCUGAACGGCUUGAUUAUGUGGAGGAAAAAAACAGCUCUAGGGGAGUCUGCAGCAUGUCUUGUACUUCUCGCAGUACUCUGCGAUGCCCAUCGAUUCUUGACACAGAGCAAGGCGUCACAGUUCCUGGUGCGUCAGCGACGUGCUAACUCCCUCUUUGAGGAGACCAAUAAGGGAAACCUGGAGCGGGAGUGCAUAGAAGAACUUUGCAACAAGGAGGAGGCGCGAGAGAUCUUUGAGAACUACCCUGAAACGGAGUACUUCUAUCCAAAAUAUGUUGUGUGUCUUGGAUCACACCGUGUGGGCAUCAACCAACCCAGCUCGGACCCCAGCAUCCCUCAGGACCUACGGACGUGUGUCAAAGAGAUCAGUGACCAGUGCACUCCAAUGCCAUGCUAUAAGGAGGGUUCCGAGCGCUGCAUCGAUGGCCAGGCCUCCUUCUCAUGUGUGUGCAAGCCUGGAUGGAGGGGCCUGCGCUGUGAGGAUGACAUCAAUGAAUGCAGUGACCCAGAGUUCCCUGCGGGAUGCAAUCAGAAGUGUUACAACUUCCCAGGCAGCUACCGUUGUAUGUGUGAGGAUGGUUACUUCUCCAACGACAAGACACACUGCACAGAUAUUAAUGAAUGUAUGCUGUACCCUAGCAGCUGUGAGGAGCCGGCUCAGUGUGUCAACACGCCGGGCAUGUAUGAAUGCAGAUGCCCCUCUGGCUUCAAGUACAACUUCACCGCACGAGAGUGUCAGGAUGUGGAUGAGUGUGAGCAGAGCGUCUGUCAGGGUGAGUGUGUGAACACGGAGGGCAGCUACGUGUGUUACUGCGAUGGCCGCAAGGGUCUGGGCCUGGCCCCCGAUGGCCGGUCCUGCGUGGAGAUCCCCGAGUGUGUGCAGCUCCAGGAUGACAGACACUCUGAGAUGCUCUAUCUGGGGGAACAGUUUGCUGGCCUGCCCGUCAUAUAUCUGCGCUUCCGACUCCCAGAGAACACCAAGUUUGCUGCAGAGUUCGACUUUCGCACAUUUGACCCUGAAGGCGUGGUGCUCUAUGCCGAGUCGUCGCACGAAUCCUGGUUCAUGCUUGGCCUGCGUGGGGGCCGCAUUGAAGUCCAGUUCAAGAACCAGCACUCCCUGAAAGUCACCAGUGGUGGGAAGGCCAUCAACGAUGGAGAGUGGCAUGUGAUAUCAGUGGAUGAACUGGAGAACAGCAUCAGUGUCAAGAUCAGUAAAGAGGCUGUCAUGAGUAUCAACAGCCCAGAGAGUCUCUUUACAUCAGUCAAUGGGAAACUGGAGACAAAAGUUUAUAUUGCCGGCUUGCCCAACCGUACUGACAGUGUCAUCAAACCCAUUAACCCACGGUUAGAUGGUUGUAUUCGGGGAUGGAAUUUGAUGAACCAGGGGGCAUCUGGAGUGAAAGAGGUGAUUCAAGGGAAGGAGAGCAAGCACUGCUUUGUGCAUGUGGAGCAGGGGUCCUUCUUCACUGGGGCUGGGCUUGCCCAUUUCAACCUAGACUACAGUGAGGCGGGGUCCUGGAAGGUCAAUGUGAAGAUGAGUAUUCGACCAUCCAGAAGCACAGGGGUCCUGUUUGCACUCAUCGCCAAUAAUACAGUUCCACUGUCAGUGGCCGUUGUCACGCAAGGACCCCAUGACGCAGACCUGCAGUUGUUUCUGGAUGGUGUCGCUGUGGCAACUCUCCAAACUAUGAUGCUGUGUUACCCCGAGCGACUGGAAGUGGAGUUGAACGUGUCGGAGGCAGAGCUCCAGAUUUGGGCCAACUCAAACGACACAGACGUGUCUUACUCUACACAGCCUCUGUUGCAGGAGGCCUUGAGUCGUCUCAAUCUCACCAUGCAGGAGCCUGUUGGCACCUACAUUGGGGGAAUUCCUGAUCUUCCCAUUGCCUCUACCCCAGUGUCCGCCUACUACCAUGGCUGUAUAGAGAUCUCUGUGAAUGGACAACAGCUGGACUUUGAUGAUGCGUUUAGCAAACACAACAGCAUCAAGUCCCACUCCUGCCCCCCGGUGUCCCCCUGACCCACCCAUGGCCUACUAGGAGCAGCGCUUACAGGCAGGUUUCUGUGACACGUCACCAGAUUGCUUUGAUCCAGAAACAAUGAAAAGCAAGAAAGAGCAUUAGGGAAAACUAGAUGAUAGGUUUUUAGUGACUUUGGGUUGGUUGAUCGACUGUUUAUUGGUUUGUACAACUCAUUUCAAAACACACACACACACACACACACACACACACACACACACACACACACGCACAAAGCACACACACACACACACACACACACAAAGUACACGGUCACUCUGAUAUCCUGGGGUAACACUUGUCCCUGGUCCUCCUGAUCACCUCUGAUGAUGGCGUUCACAUGUGCGAGGACAGAUCCUUUCCAAUGCAAACUGCCACUGUUAGAAGUGGAUUCACAUCGAAACACAAUAUAGCGAAAAACGGUAUAACGAAUAUAGUGCAAUGGUUGUAGGGUAAUGCUGUGUAUAUGUGUAGGCUAAUGCUGUGCUUAAUAGCUUUAUGCUGUAUUGUUAGAUGUUAUUUUUGUUAAUAUUUCCAAUGUAAUAAAUCUUUCCCAUUCAUAUUUGUGUGCCUCUGUGUUGAGAAUGAACACAAAUCUGUAAAUGCUAAUGAAAGUAUAAGAUGGGGUAUCAGGAAGGAGAGAAAUGCCCUGAUGGGCUGAACAGCAAACAUGUAGCGUCUGAAGCAGCAUACAUGUAGCAUCUGAAGCAGCACAUUUCAUUUUGUCCCAGCGAAAGCUUCCAAGUUGUCCCUGGAGCAAGGCAUUAUUGUCCUAGAUGUCUUAAGGACAUGAGUACUUAAAGGAAUAAAUAGCUUGUACAAAUGAGGAAAUGCAGGAUAUCUUGUUUCUUUGUUCACCACUUUGAGCGUGCACCUAUUCAAUGUUUUUUUGGAUGUGCGUACACCAAAUCACUAUCUAUGGAAACGUUUUUAUUACAUUGGAAAUAUUAACAAAAAUAACGUCGACCAAUACAGGACACUGUACUAGCACCUUACUGUAUACAUAAUUCCCUUGAAGUGACACAUAUAUAUAUUAAAUUAAAUAAAUUCCCAUCUGCAGGCCGUUAAAACCCACCACAUUCAGAGAGUCUCUGUGACACAUUUUUGGAUUGGCCAGGAAGCCAAUUAGCCUGUAGACUGUAGCCUUCAAUUCCAUCUCAAAACCUUAAUUAAAUGUGAACUAAAGCAUUGCAUGGUAUUAGCCUGCAACCACUGCGCUAUACUUGUUAUACUGAUUUGGCUAUAUUGCGUUUGUUAGGAGUGGAUCUGACAUCUAGGGGCAGUUUGCAUUGGAAAGUGAUCUGACAUCACAGGCUCACACUUUACAACAAUUGGCUGAGGUACUUCAUGUCCCUGGUACAACAAAACAAGUUGUAUAUCAGAGAGACCCAAAGUACACACUUACUAGAAAAACACUCCUCCCGUCUUAGCCUUUUACAAACAGGCUAGUAAUGAUUGCAAGAGCAGUUCUGGAGCCGUAGCCUAAGUUUGUUUGUUACACAAAAUUGAUGCAGAGCUGAGCUCUAAGAGAUGACUAUUCCGUGUAAAUUGGAACAUUAAGACAGUACCUUUAGCACUACCACAGCAUAACCAUAUUCAUAUGUUAACUCAUGCUGGUCAGAUUUGCUGACAUUAUUGUACUUCAUCAUUUUAAAUGAAGCAAGUAUUAUGUUUCUUUAUAGUCUACAAAUACAUGCCCCGCCCUACUCAGAUAAACUUGCUGAAAAGUCUCAGAGCUGAAGAGACCUUGAUGUGACCAAGAGGCAAGUUCAUUUUAAUGUACAGUGUUGGAUGUUUAUUGGAUUUUGAUGGUGUAUCUGUUUAUCUUGUAUUUUAAUAAAAACAACUGAAACCAAAA
This is a messenger RNA of Clupea harengus (Atlantic herring), 4325 nucleotides long. It is a transcript of the gene pros1, whose product is annotated as protein S. Gene Ontology annotation, molecular function: calcium ion binding. Gene Ontology annotation, cellular component: extracellular region. Lineage: Eukaryota; Metazoa; Chordata; Actinopteri; Clupeiformes; Clupeidae. The record is from RefSeq and is a predicted model, not a curated record.